AUGUCAUAUUUGGGUCCGGCCACAGAGAGCGAGGGUCAGUCGCGCGCCGCUCCUGAUCACCCGCAAGAGUCAGAUCUAUCUCAACCCCAGGCACUCCACAACAGCGAGGGAUUCGAUGAACCUAUUUCUUUCAAGCCGAAGCGACAGCGUCAAUCCCGCUUCAGUAUCUCAACCCUUUUCACAAGUACCGCCAGCGGUUCGAAUGCAGGACUUGGGAUUUCCACCGCCCCCGAUGGAGCAAAUGGCGAUGCUUCCCCCCUAGAUGCUUUCCCUCCGCCAGGAUUCAAUGGAAACGUCCAGUCCUCGAAAGAUGGAUUGCCCAUGGAUUGGUACGUGGAAGGCCCAGGUCGCCGUGUAGGCUAUGACGACUUCACUGCAAUCGAUUGGAUUUACGAGUAUACGAAGGAGAGGCAGCGGAAACGCUUGCUUUAUUCCGGUGGGCUUCUGGGACACGGGCGUCUUCUAUUGGAAGCCAGCAAUAUCUGGUUCAUUUUAAUCGCAACUGGCGUCGCAGUUGGAAUCAUUGCUGCCUCAAUCGACAUUGCAACCGACUGGCUCGGGGAUCUCAAGAUGGGGUACUGCAAAAAUGGCAAUGGGGGAGGAAGAUUCUACUUGAACAAAAGUUUUUGCUGUUGGGGACUCGAUGAUCAGACGAAAUGUCAAGACUGGACUCCAUGGGGCAGUGCUCUAGGUGUUUCUUCCAAGGGAGGGCGAUAUACCAUUGAGUUCAUGUUCUAUAUCGUGUUUUCAGUACUAUUCGCAUCAGCUGCUUGUCUCUUGGUUCGGAAGUUUGCCAUAUAUGCUAGGCAUAGUGGUAUUCCUGAAAUAAAGACAAUCCUUGGCGGAACUGUGAUUCGGCAUUUCAUGGGCCCCUGGACCCUCACCAUAAAGUCACUUGGCCUAGUGAUGUCUCGCAGUUGCAUCCGGCCUUUGGCUCGGGAAAGAGGACCGCUUGUUCAUGUGGCUUGCUGUUGUGCUAAUAUCAUGAUGAAGCCGUUUGAUAGCCUGUAUAGUAAUGAGGCACGCAAACGUGAGGUUCUCUCCGCAGCCGCAGCCGCAGGCAUAUCUGUGGCAUUCGGUGCACCUAUAGGGGGUGUUCUCUUCAGUCUCGAGCAAUUGUCGUAUUACUUUCCCGACAAAACAAUGUGGCAGAGCUUUGUCUGUGCUAUGGUUGCUGCGGUUACAUUACAAGCUUUGAACCCAUUCCGCACCGGGAAAAUCGUACUCUAUCAAGUUACCUACACUCGAGGAUGGCAUCGGUUCGAGAUCAUUCCUUUUAUUAUCCUCGGUAUAGUUGGGGGCCUGUUCGGCGCUUUUCUGAUCCGUGUCAACAUCAAGAUUUCUCGAUGGAGACAAUCUCGAUCGUAUUCGAAGCCUCUCCUUGAGGUGGCAGCAAUUGCCCUCCUAUCGGCCUUGAUCAACUUCCCGAACCAUUUCAUGAGGGGACAAAACUCGGAGCUUGUGCAGGCCCUAUUUGCCGAAUGCAGCAACGACACAUUCGAUCAAUUUGGACUCUGCACUAGCGCUGGUAUUAUCCUCCCGUCUAUGGCCAUUGGUGCUCUGUAUGGCCGUGCUUUGGGAAUGGUAGUUCGGCUGUGGCAGGAGACUUAUCCCAACGCUCUGAUAUUUGCGAGGUGUGAGCCUGAUAUCCCGUGCGUAACUCCUGGACUUUACGCAAUCAUCGGCGCGGCCUCGGCGCUUGGCGGCGCCACUCGAAUGACUCUAUCCAUCGUGGUUAUCAUGUUCGAGCUGACAGGUGCUCUCACAUACGUGAUUCCAAUCAUGAUAGCGGUAAUGCUUUCAAAGUGGUGUGGUGAUAUUUUCGGGAAGCGUGGUAUCUAUGAAUCAUGGAUCCAACUGAAAGAAUACCCAUUCCUCGACCACCGUGAUGAUACGAACCCACCAGAUGUUUCUGCUAGUCGAGUGAUGACGACCGUUGAUGACUUAUCCGUGAUCACCGCUACCGGUCACACGGUUGGCUCUCUCCGAGCCAUGCUUAGCAACACCAGUUACCGCGGAUUCCCAGUCAUCACCGAGACUUCGUCUCCCAUCCUUCUGGGUUAUAUCACCUGCAAAGAGCUGUCAUUCGCUCUUACGUCACCGAGUUCUCCAAGCAACCGGAAUCAUUCAGAUGUUACUCCAGUGUAUUUUGUACAUCAACCUUUUGCCGACCCCCUUGACACUCUUGAUCUUCGACCAUGGAUGGAUCAGACCCCGAUCACACUAAACAGCAACAUCAGCUUCUUAGUUGUGAUGCGAAUGUUCCAGCGUCUUGGUCUCCGCUACGUCAUUUUCGCGAACAAGGGAAUAUUACAAGGCCUGUUGACGAAGAAGGACGUGUGGGCUGUGCUUAACGGCGUUGAGUUUCGGUGGCAAGAAGCUCUUCGAGGGGAGGAUUUUCAGGGCCCUCAGAAUGCUGAAGAAGUUGGCUUAUUAGAAGGCGAUGAUCGAAGCAGUUUUGGGAACUCGGUGCCGCCUGCAGCACCUGAGUGCUUCGGUCACUUCAUCACAGAAAGCGGCCCCUACGCUCUCAAAUACCGCGAUCUAGAUGAAGACCUCCAUUCCUGCAUUCUGGAACAGCUCGAACGAAAUAACAUGAACAACCGAGCAAACAUCAUGUCCUUCAUCGAACACUUCUGCGAAAUGGCUACCAGAGAAGACCACCUUCCCUACGUGCGAAUGAUCCAGCGCGAUAUCGUCCGAAUCGUCGAUGCUGUAGUCCCGGCCGACGGGUCCGGUGUUGCAAACUUGAGGCACGUCCGACGGGUCCUCAGCAAUAUGGCAGCAAGAUCCGUCCUCUCAGUUGCCACCAUGACCGAGCUUGAAGCUGCCCUGAAAGACCGCGAGUCGGAGAUUACUCAUGAUCUGGAACAAGAGAAUGGGUCUGAUGAGAACCCCCAGUCAAAAAACGGCACUCCCCGAAAUCCCAAGGCUUCUGGCAUGCGUCUUGACAAGCGACAGAUCGAACAGCGCAUUGAAGAGGACCGGGAGCGGAAUAAGCGGUUGAGGGAAAGUAUGUGGGCCGUGACUGGUGACUAUGUCGAAGAGGCUCAGAAUGAACAGGACGGGGUCAGCGAUAUUGGGGAGGAUGACUAUUCCAAUGCUCAAGAGGAAGCUGAAAAUCGCCGGACGGCUAUCCCCACCUAG
Messenger RNA from Penicillium chermesinum, 3147 nucleotides. RefSeq lists its product as uncharacterized. Gene Ontology annotation, cellular component: early endosome; membrane; Golgi apparatus. The record is from RefSeq and is a predicted model, not a curated record. Gene Ontology annotation, molecular function: voltage-gated chloride channel activity. Gene Ontology annotation, biological process: chloride transport; transmembrane transport. Bases 1 to 3147 code for a protein of 1048 amino acids. NCBI's taxonomy places the organism in Eukaryota, Fungi, Ascomycota, Eurotiomycetes, Eurotiales, Aspergillaceae. The transcript has 10 exons.